Anopheles aquasalis is the source of this 1046-nucleotide messenger RNA. RefSeq names its product protein YIPF1. NCBI's taxonomy places the organism in Eukaryota, Metazoa, Arthropoda, Insecta, Diptera, Culicidae. Gene Ontology annotation, molecular function: small GTPase binding. Gene Ontology annotation, biological process: vesicle-mediated transport. Gene Ontology annotation, cellular component: Golgi apparatus; membrane. The record is from RefSeq and is a predicted model, not a curated record.
AAAACGCACACGAAAACACGGUGGAGGCGGACGUAUUUUCCUCUCGUCCGAGAAUGGAACCGACGACUGCUGACGAUUUGCUGUCCUUUAAAGAGUUUCCUCUGAUACAGGAAACGAGCGGUAGCAGUGCCCAGAUUAACAUCAAUUCUCCACAACGUUCCGCCUCGAUCAGCCCGUCGAGGCAACAGGAUGAGGGAACGGCUUCAGGCCAGGAUGGCCAGCCGGCGGGCAAAGGUGCCUCGAUCUUCAGCUUCGAGUACUAUCAAAAGUUCUUUGACGUGGACACAAUGACCGUGGUUGAUCGUAUCGCGACCGCGAUGAUACCGAAGCGUGCUCCGCCCAACUACUUGGAGCUGAACAUUGCCACGAAUCCCGAUAUGUACGGACCGGUGUGGAUUGUCCUAACACUGAUUUUCACCAUUGCCAUCUCGGGCAAUAUGGCCAGUUACUUGCAAAACACGGGAAACCACCACUGGCGGUACAACUUCCAUCUCGUGUCGUACUCGGCCACGGCCAUCAUCCUUUAUACCGUGCUCGUACCCAGUGCCCUGUGGGGAAUCCUGAAGUGGAGCAGUCGACCGCACGAGCUGGACAUUGAGGAUAGCAACGAUGAAGAGACGGCCGGUGGUUCUCGAUCGCCAAGUCUUCUCUCGCUUAUCUGCGUGUACGGUUACUCGCUGGCUAUCUACAUUCCCGUUUCCGUCCUUUGGACCGUGCAGGUCUCGUUGAUUCAAUGGCUGCUGGUCAUCACGGGGGUGUUCCUUUCGAGCUUCGCGCUACUGACGGUGCUGAUACCGGCCAUCAAGCGGUCCAAGUACUCGCUUUUCAUCGUGCUGGCGAUCGAGCUAGCCCACUUUGCGCUUGCCGCUGGGUUUAUGCUGUACUUUUUCCACGCACCCGACACCGAACCACCGGUGGAGACGCCCAUGCACAAGCCCAUCGCCAGCGUAGUGGUCAACACUACCAUGCCAGCAAAGCAGAUGUAAUAGUUUAUUAAGCGCUUAAAUAAAUAAUCACACAUAUUCCAGAUGCAGAAUGAAACCGAA